Messenger RNA from Gallus gallus (chicken), 8133 nucleotides. RefSeq names its product prospero homeobox 1 (gene PROX1). The coding region runs from base 269 to 2482 and encodes 737 amino acids. Gene Ontology annotation, cellular component: nucleus. The record is from RefSeq and is a predicted model, not a curated record. Lineage: Eukaryota; Metazoa; Chordata; Aves; Galliformes; Phasianidae. Gene Ontology annotation, biological process: regulation of transcription by RNA polymerase II. Gene Ontology annotation, molecular function: RNA polymerase II cis-regulatory region sequence-specific DNA binding; DNA-binding transcription factor activity, RNA polymerase II-specific. The transcript is spliced from 5 exons.
CUCCCUUCGCCCAAUUACAAUAUUCAGCGGCCGCGCGUGCGUGCGCGCGUGUGUGUGCGCGCGCGUGUGUCUGUGCGUGUGUGCGAGUGAGUGUGUGCGUGUGUGUGUGUGUGUGCGCGUGCGGUGUGCAUGUGCCGGGCCGCCUCGCUCUGUCCAGCGGCAAAAAAAAAAAGAGGCUCAGUUUCGUCGCCUUUGCACGGAGGUCCCAGGAUUCUUGAGCUGAGCCCAGCUGACAAGCUUUUGAAGAUGGCACAAUAACAGUCCAGUGAUGCCUGACCAUGACAGCACAGCCCUCUUAAGCAGGCAAACCAAGAGAAGAAGAGUUGACAUUGGAGUGAAAAGGACGGUAGGGACAGCAUCUGCAUUUUUUGCAAAGGCAAGAGCGACGUUUUUUAGUGCCAUGAAUCCCCAAGGUUCAGAGCAGGAUGUUGAGUAUUCAGUGGUGCAGCAUGCAGAUGGGGAAAAGUCAAAUGUACUCCGCAAGCUGCUGAAGAGGGCGAACUCGUAUGAAGAUGCCAUGAUGCCUUUUCCAGGAGCAACCAUAAUUUCCCAGCUGUUGAAAAAUAACAUGAACAAAAAUGGUGGCACCGAGCCCAGUUUCCAAGCCAGCGGUCUCUCUAGUACAGGCUCAGAAGUACAUCAGGAGGAUGUAUGCAGCAACUCUUCAAGAGACAGCCCCCAAGAGUGUCUUUCCCCUUUUGGCAGGCCGACUAUGAGCCAGUUUGAUGUGGAUCGGUUAUGCGAUGAGCACCUGAGAGCUAAACGCGCCCGAGUUGAGAAUAUCAUUCGGGGUAUGAGCCAUUCCCCCAGCGUGGCAUUAAGGGGCAAUGAAAAUGAAAGAGAAAUAGCUCCGCAGUCCGUCAGCCCUCGAGAAAGUUACCGAGAAAACAAGCGCAAGCAGAAGCUGCCGCAGCAGCAGCAGCAGAGCUUCCAGCAGCUGGUUUCGGCCAGGAAGGAGCAGAAGCGAGAGGAGCGCCGACAGCUGAAGCAGCAGCUGGAGGACAUGCAGAAGCAGCUGCGCCAGCUGCAGGAGAAGUUCUACCAGAUCUACGACAGCACCGACUCUGAAAAUGAUGAAGAUGGCAACCUGUCUGAAGACAGCAUGCGCUCCGAGACCGUGGAUGCCCAGGCUGGUGACUCCGUCGGCAGGUCAGACAACGAGAUGUGCGAGCUGGACCCAGGGCAGUUCAUCGACCGGGCGCGGGCUCUCAUACGGGAGCAGGAGAUCGGGGAGAACAAGCCGAAAAGAGAAGGUCCCAAGGAGAAGGACCAAGGGCCAAAUUCCUUCCAUCCUGAAGGUAAACACUUGGCUGAGACGCUGAAGCAGGAACUGAACACCGCCAUGUCACAAGUUGUGGACACAGUGGUGAAAGUUUUCUCGUCCAAGCCCUCCCGCCAGCUUCCUCAGGUCUUCCCACCUCUCCAGAUCCCCCAGGCCAGGUUUGCUGUCAAUGGGGAGAACCACAACUUCCACACGGCCAACCAGCGCCUGCAGUGCUUUGGGGACGUCAUCAUUCCAAACCCCCUCGACACCUUCAGCAGCGUCCCCAUGCCCGGUGCCACUGACCAGACUGAGGCGCUGCCCCUCGUCGUCCGCAAGAACUCCUCCGACCAGCCCGCCUCGGCCCCUCCAGCCGGUGGCCACCACGCCUCGCUGCACCAGUCCCCACUCUCGGCCACUGCCGGCUUCUCCACCUCCUCCUUCCGCCACCCCUUCCCGCUGCCCCUCAUGGCCUACCCCUUCCAGAGCCCUCUGGGCGCCCCGUCAGCCUCCUUCCCGGGGAAAGAGCGUGCCUCCCCUGAGUCCCUGGACUUGACCCGGGAGACCACCAGCCUGAGGACCAAGAUGUCGUCGCACCACAUGAACCACCAUCCCUGCUCACCCGCACACCCCCCCAGUGCUGCCGAAGGCCUCUCCUUGUCCCUCAUAAAGUCUGAGUGUGGUGACCUGCAAGACAUGUCUGAAAUCUCGCCCUACUCGGGAAGUGCAAUGCAGGAAGGCUUGUCGCCGAACCACUUGAAAAAGGCCAAGCUCAUGUUCUUUUACACCCGGUACCCAAGUUCCAAUAUGCUGAAAACCUACUUCUCAGAUGUAAAGUUCAACAGAUGCAUUACCUCUCAGCUCAUCAAGUGGUUUAGCAAUUUCCGUGAGUUUUACUACAUUCAGAUGGAGAAGUAUGCGCGGCAAGCCAUCAACGACGGGGUCACGAGCACGGAGGAGCUGUCUAUAACCAGAGACUGUGAGCUGUACAGGGCCCUGAACAUGCACUACAAUAAAGCGAAUGACUUUGAGCAGGUUCCAGAGAGAUUCCUGGAAGUGGCUCAGAUCACGUUACGGGAGUUUUUCAAUGCCAUUAUCGCAGGCAAAGAUGUUGAUCCUUCCUGGAAGAAGGCCAUAUACAAGGUCAUCUGUAAGCUGGACAGUGAGGUCCCUGAGAUUUUCAAAUCCCCCAACUGCCUACAAGAGCUUCUUCAUGAGUAGAGAGUUCAGCAGCUAUUUAUGAAUGUAUGAAAGUAGCAGUCCCCUUCUGAUGCCCAAGUCAUGUGUGUCUCUAUUUUAAUUUCAUAUAUAUGUGUAUUGCAUACAUAUAUAUGUAUAUGAAAUUAGACUGUGAUCCCUCCUGGGUAUAUCUUUGGGUUUUCGUUUGGUUCCAAGGGGAUGGUUAUUUUACUUCAGCCUUUGGUUUACUUUUGCCCGAGACCCUUAACAUUUGGAGAAUAAAUUGAGUUAAUUUUCAGGGAGAAGAGUUUGGAAGCGUGUAAAAGCCUGUCUUAGCAAGUUAGGGCAUUAUGUUUAAAAAUGCUUUGUCAGAUUUAUUGCUUGCUGCAAAGUGGCAUUUUGUCUUAGUGAGACUAAUGUCAUGGCACAAUACUACAGACAAUGAAGUUUAUAUUAUGUUUAUACUGCUAAAGGUCUGAACUCUGUGGAGUCACUUCAUAAGCUUGGAGCAUUUUUUUUUUAAUUAUUAUUAUUUUAUAUACUUUUUAACCAAUAACUAGAUUUUCUUUCAUACUUCAAAAAGCUACAACAUCUAUUUCAGGUUCUCACUCCAAGGAGUGAUACCGAAAAAGCAAACCCUAUUCUUCAUGCUUUCCCUUACAGAAACAAUAAAUACCCUGCGCCAGUAAUCGACAUGCCAGGUUGUUGUUUUUCUAAAUUGCAGCAAGGGACGUUUGCACAAAUCAAACACCACUCGUGCAGGUUGAGGCCAGUAAUUCAUGCACAGUGUUGUAUCAACCACACGAAUUGUAGAGUACGGUCAGCUUGUUAAAACGGAAGCAUUUCACUCUCCAUAGAGUAAAAAUGAAACCUGCAGAGUACUAAAUUGCCACGUCUUGGUCUUACUUUAAGUGGCAUCGGUCCCUGAUUUUUUUCCUCUCAGUGCAUUCUGCCCCUAGAAAUCCCCUUUCAAAUAUACGCAGUUUUCUGUCUGUAUUUGACAUCUGUCCUGAAAAGCACUUUUUGAAUGAUCUGAUAUACAGUCAAAGAAAGCAUCUUCACCUCACAGUGCUGAGGCAAAGGAAAGAAAAAAAAAAAGAAAAAAAAAAAAAGACUUGUUUGUAGCUGUAAAAUAUAAUCAGCCUUUUCCUAAUCAGGAGAACGAAAACCACAUUUUCGUAAAAAUCCAAUCAAGCAUAUACAAAAAUUGCAGUGUCCUCCUGGCUAUGCAGGGUUCAGAUGGCCAAACUGGAGUUUUAAAUUACUCUUACGUGCAGCUUUAAAAAAAACCUAUAUGAGCAAAGUGCUGCACAUCCUCAGAAGCUGGAGGUAGUCUUGACCAAAAUCUGAGCUGCGGUGUAAAGUCCACGAUGGGUCUGGAUUCACCUGAAUGCUGUACCAUGUAAUGUCAGCACACGGAAAGAAAGCUAGCUGCUAGUUCUUGUGCUUUCUUCAAUGGCUCUCUUUGUCUCACGUUUUCAGAAAGGUAUUGUCUCCAAAAGUUUGGGGGAAGGUUGAAUAUGCUAUAGCACUCUGUAUUUGUCAUUUUCUCUGUCGUCUUUUGUACAGAUGCAGUAAGAAUUUAUUGUUAUCGUCAAUAGUGUUUUCCCCUGCACAUUUCAGUCUGAAUCUAGAGGAAGUUCCUAAUUAGCUGAGGAUUGCAUUUAGACCCUGGAGGAUAUUGAUACCUUGCGUCUUUAUUUUAAAAUUACAUUUUGACUUUGGAGAGUGAAAGUUUACCCAUGUGACUAAAGAGCUGACCUGAUCAUUGCAAUUUCACUUCAUUUACAAAUACUGCUGAUGGACAGAAAUGUAUGAAAGCAAUUAUUGUCAGCAGAAAGCCUUAAAAACCUGCUGACUUCAAAUUAAACAGCACAAUCCUACGAUUCCCUGUCAUUAUUUUCAAGCACUGGCAGUAUCUGUGGAGUAUAGGCAAUGCAGACAAUAGCAUGGGAUGAAGUGCCAACAUUUUCACUAUGCAUUAAAAGCUAAACAAAUCUUGAUCUUAGACUCCCUAAGAGUACCUAACACUGUAUGUAUCCUCACAGUAGACAGGAUGUGUCCUUUUCUUUCUUUUCUUCUGUUUUGUUUUGUUUUCCUUCUUUUCCCUUUUUAUUUUAUUUUUUUUCUUUUAUUCUUGUGCAUGAUUUGGUAAACAUUACACUUCAUAAUGAUGUAACUCCAGUUAAUUCUGAGUAAGAGAGGAUGAAAAUUGUGUUCAUGCACUUUUCUAUCUUUCUUUUUUUCUUUUUUCUUUUUGUUUAAUUUAUGGGAAGAAGUGGCAUAAAAUGCUCAAGUUUUAACACAGCAAGUUCAUCAUUGGCAUACCAUCAGAUACAAAACAUAGCACUGCAUUGUCACCUUGGACAUAAGAAAGCAAAGCCAUACUGUAGUCAUAAUAUGUGGACAUACUACUAGCUACCAUCUUAAUCUGUGGUUUUACCAUUACUUUUAUUAUGUUUAUUAUUAUUAUUAUUAUUAAUAUGAUAUUAUUAUUAUUAUUAUUAUUUGGCUGCAAUGUGAUUCACAUAAUCUAAAUAAGUGAAAUUGUGUACUCAACACUUGAUGUUGUUGCAUUUAUUUAUUUAUUUAUAAGUAGCAUAAUCUCGAUAGUAAAUGAGGCAUAGGAAUUAAGAGUAGAAAUUUCACCUUAAAAGAACAAUAAAACCUCCUUGGUCUGAAAAAGGAAAACAGGAUGAUCUGAUAAUUUCCAUCAUGUGAUUCUUCUGUAUUUUAUAGCCAUAUUGCCUUUGUGCCUCCCAGUACACCUAAAAACGUGGCAUAGCUCCUACUAAAUUGUAAGUAGAAAAUAGGGUUGUUUCUUUUUUCAAGCGAUCUCGAUAUUAUUUCCCUAAUAACGGCUAAAAGGCAGGAGGCUACUCUUAUUGUAAUGAAACGUUUACACAGGGAAAGAAUUUCAGAUUCCAUGUAGAAAUCCCAUGUUGCCGUUCAUUUACUGCUAAUUCAGAUUUAUUUCUGCAUAUAAACUUGAGGUUAUAGUCUGUGCCUAGACCUUAAAUGCACCAGCGGAAGGAUAAAAGAAUCCUUCAAAAUACCAGUUUUUCCCCCACAAGUACAAUUGUUCUUGUGCCUUCUGUGGCUUACAGUUUUCAUCUUUUAAACUUUAUUUUUCAAUUACGACAGCUGCAAUAAACACUAUUUUGUUUGUUUGUUUGUUUCUUUUUUUUCCGGCUGUUUGACAUACUGUUGAUAGCUAUGCAUAUUUUGUGUCUUUUUAAAAAUUAAAAAAAAAAAAUACACAAAAAAAAAACCACAAAAAAAAAAAAAACAAAAACAAAGCAGGAGAAUACGUUUUUGAAGAAGAGAAUUUUUAGAACAGUUUGAUAACGCAAAUUAUUUUUUCUCAAUUGUUUGAGCAGCAUUCAAGUUUUGAAAAUUCUUGUAGAAGCCAAUUUUUUGUAACUGUGGUGCAAAUCUUGUGUUUUCUUAGCCUGAUGAAAAGUAGUAUAGAAGCAAUAUUUCAUACGUGACAUAUGUGCAGAUACGUAUACAUACGUAGCCACACGCAGCCAGGGUGCGUGUGCACGUAUGUAUAUAUACACUGAAAGACACACUCACAGACACACAAAAUAUGCGUAUGAAGUGAAAAGCUUACCUUUUUCCUAUCUAGAUUAAGAACCUAUUUUAGACAUUUGUUAUGUUUUGUGAAAAGAAUGUUCUAUUUGAAACUACAAAACAUUUAAUUCUUACUGUAUCUCUGGUUGUUUAAUGGGAACGUUUCACAUUUAAUGGUAAACACGUGGAAGAUGUUAGAAUGUAGUAAUUAUUUAAGAAAGUGUUCACCCAUGUAUUCCUGAGGUUUGCUUUGUGCCUCUGAGUAUUAUUUAAUUAAAGUGUUUUAAGUUUGCAGAAUCUUUGUUACUGUACCAGGUAUGUGGGUGAACAUUGAAAACCGAGGGGAACUUUUAUAAAGCAAUGUAAAUAUUCAACCUUAAGGCUGUUCUUGCGUAAAGACAUAAGAUUUUAAUAACUACAUUCUGAAAACAUCUGUUGAAUUUAUAAGGAACACUACAGUAACUGUAUAGAUAGUUGAAAGCAUUCUUGAAAAUCCAGCUCUCUACUUUUAACAGUUAAGUCUUUCAUCAGAUGUCAAGGGAAUGGGUAAUACGGUUUCUGUAAAAUGGCAGAUUUUUUUUUCUAUGUAUAGGAAGUCAGUUAAUAGAAAAAUGUUUUUUUUUCCACAGGUUAAUAUUGAUUAAGAAAUAAAGGUGAAGAUUUUGUGGCUUUAAAGAUAGGAUUUUCACCAGCAGCAUUGAAAGAUUAUACGUAUAUAUAUAUACAGAAAUAUAUAUAUAUAUAAAUGGAAAGUGGUUUACAAAACCCCCAAAAUGAGCACUGUACAUGAGAAGUGAAAGCAAAAACUAUAUUUGCCAUGUGUAUUAUAUAGUAAUCAUUGGUGUUGAUAGUGCAAAUGUUUCCUUCUGGUACCAACUAUGUGUUUGAAAAUUCCAAUACGCAUUGUUUUCAAAAAGCUCCCCUUAAGGAAUGUAACUGGUUUAUAUGAGUAAGCAGUUACUGUAUUGCACUUAAAUGUUCUGUUGAAGGAAAUGCAAUUUCGUUUUCUGUAGAACUGUUGGUUGUAAACCAUCUAUAAACUGAAGCUAAAAAUGCUCAUAUUUAGAGCUGGGAUGAAAACUGGUAUUUAACCUUUGUAUCUUCUUAGGAAUAUCCUUUUUAGUGUAUGAAAGGUGGUGGCACUAUGACUUUGUUUAGUCUUUUCAUCUGAGCCACAGUCACCUCUCUCCCAAAGCAGCCACCUUCCAAAUGCACAAAUGUACUGGGACAUGUAGAAACAAAUCUAGGAGAAACGGCGAGCUUACAUUUUCUCUCUAAGAUCCAUCCUUUCUGCGUUAAUUAUACCACUGGAGUGAAAUAUUAGACCAACACAAUAACCACCUCAUUACCGCGCGAUGUGUAAGAGUCAGAAACUUAAAAAGGAGGAAGAAAAGCCUCUUUAGGUUGGUUUUAAUGCUGCCCAGAAGAGUCAAAGGUUAAGGUCUAAACUGAUAUUGUCCCAGCCAUUACUCAUAUGUAUAUAGUUACAGAAGUGACAAAACACUGCCUUUAUAUUAUUUAGCAAUAUGUUGUAAAUAGCAUUAUUAAGCUCUUUUUUGUAAUAAAGACCCUUUAAUUUGAAGAUAGUACAAUAACUGAACUGAUAAAGUCAAUUUUUGAUUUUUUUUUUAUUUUAUUUUUUAGCUAGAGGCAAUUUCAACUGUGGAUUUUUUUGUUGUUGUCUAUUGUUCUGAAGACUUUGCAUAAUUUAUUGGUUUAAUUUAUCCUAAUUUAUUUGAUGAAGGUGUACAAUUUUGUAUUACCAAGGAUGUACUGUAAUAUUAAUUGAUGACAAGAUAAAACAAUAAGACUCCCCUGUCCGUUUGAAAAAUAAAAAAAAAAGGUGCAGUAGACAAUUGAUUGAAAAAAAAAAGUUACAAUUCUAGCUUGGCAGCUACUAAAUUUAAGAUAAACACAGGAAAAAUGUUUGGGGGGGUGGAUUUUAUUUUGUGUGUUUAAAGCUUUUGUAUACUCUCCAGACUUUUACCUUUUUGCUUUGUACCACUUAAAGGAUACAGUAGUUCAAUUGCCUUGUGUGCCUUCCAUCUUCUCUAAACUGAAUGUAUGUGCAGUAUAUAUGCAAGCUUGUGCAAAAUAAAAUAUAAAUUACAAGCUCA